This is a messenger RNA of Dioscorea cayenensis subsp. rotundata (Guinea yam), 1016 nucleotides long. Its product is annotated as derlin-1. Gene Ontology annotation, cellular component: endoplasmic reticulum membrane; Hrd1p ubiquitin ligase ERAD-L complex. The record is from RefSeq and is a predicted model, not a curated record. The coding region runs from base 92 to 820 and encodes 242 amino acids. Gene Ontology annotation, molecular function: misfolded protein binding; ubiquitin-specific protease binding. Gene Ontology annotation, biological process: endoplasmic reticulum unfolded protein response. The transcript has 7 exons. Lineage: Eukaryota; Viridiplantae; Streptophyta; Magnoliopsida; Dioscoreales; Dioscoreaceae.
UUAAAUUAAUUCGAGAGUUUAAAAGCUCAUCGUCUUCAUCGCUGAUUGAUAUCUUUGCUGUUUUUCUCGAUCGAUCUCUUGGAAAUUUCUAAUGUCGACGCCCGGAGAAUACUACAACUCUCUGCCACCGGUGAGCAAGGCCUACGGGACCUUGUGUUUGCUAACGACAACAGCAUUUCAUCUUGGCCUACUUGAUGUCUCGUUUAUUGCAUUGUACUAUCCCUGGGUAUUUUAUCGUUUUCAGGUGUGGAGGUUGUUUACCAACUUUUUCUUCCUUGGUAAAUUUUCAAUCAACUUUGGAAUUCGGCUUCUCAUGAUAGCAAGAUAUGGGGUACAAUUAGAGAGGAGUGCAUUUGACAAACGCACAGCUGAUUAUUUGUGGAUGAUGAUAUUCGGUGCUCUGUCUUUGCUGGUAUUAUCUGCCAUCCCAUUACUGCAAUCAAACUUCUUAGGCAUUUCAUUAGUCUUCAUGCUUUUAUAUCUUUGGAGUAGAGAGCUUCCUACAGCCCAGAUCAACAUAUAUGGUCUUGUCACAUUGAAGGCUUUUUAUCUGCCUUGGGCUAUGCUUGCACUGGAUGUUAUCUUCGGUUCACCAAUUAUGCCUGACCUCAUGGGAAUUAUUGCUGGACAUCUGUAUUACUUCUUAACCGUUUUGUACCCACUCUCCACAGGCAGAAACAUUUUGAAGACUCCUGUCUGGGUACACAGACUUGUAGCGCGGUGGCAAGUGGGUGGUCCACAAGUAAACUCACCUGCACAACCCGGCAACUCAUCUUCCAGUGGGACCUUCCGAGGCAGGAGCUACAGGCUUAAUCGAUGAAGAAAAGAUCGUUCGUCUGUGUUGAAGAGUCUGAUAAACAACAAAAAAACAUUUGAUAGAUACUUUCUGACUUGCAGUUAGUGAAAAUGUUUGCUUAGAUGGAUUAUGAUUCAACAUGUUAUUCCAGGCAAGAAUUUUACAUACAAAGAUUUGACUGCUUGAGCUGAUUGAAAUCAACAGCACUGUUUCUCUUGCU